Molecule: messenger RNA, 888 nt
Organism: Halteromyces radiatus
Lineage: Eukaryota; Fungi; Mucoromycota; Mucoromycetes; Mucorales; Cunninghamellaceae
Product: Cullin binding-domain-containing protein
Exons: 8
Coding region: 27-833 (268 amino acids)
Biological process (GO): positive regulation of ubiquitin-protein transferase activity; protein neddylation
Cellular component (GO): ubiquitin ligase complex
Molecular function (GO): cullin family protein binding; ubiquitin conjugating enzyme binding; ubiquitin-like protein binding
Source: RefSeq, a predicted model, not a curated record
UUAUUAUUGAAGUAAUCUUUACACUCAUGUCAUUUAUACGAAACAGCUCACAAGACGAUAAGACGAAACUAUUGAUGGACUUUACUAAUACUAGUCAAAAAGAGGCUCAACGACUUUUAAGACACUCUAAUUGGGAUGUAAAUAGUGCUCUCAACUUAUACUAUGAACAAGCAUCAACAAAAAAACCGUCAAACAAACCAAAAGCAUCUUCUAGUCAAACCAAGGCUAUUCAAGAAAUAUUUAACAAAUAUGAAGAUCCAGACAAGAAGGGUUGGAUUACUGUAGAUGGAACAAUGGAAUUAUGUCAAGAUCUUGGUAUCGAUCCUACUCAAUUAGAUUUUUUACUCUUAUCAUAUCAUCUUGGAUCAAAACAUAUGGGUGAAUUUAGUCGUCAAGAAUUUGUUGAAGCAUGUCUUUCAUUACACUGUGAUUCGGUGGCAAAACUUAAACAUGCCUUGACCAAUGACUUUCAAAACAAUUUGAAGGAUGUCAAUUAUUUUAGAAACAUCUACAAUUAUGCAUUUCUAUUUGGAAGACAAACUGGACAAAAGAACUUGGCAUUAGAUGCUGCUGUUGAACUAUGGAAGUUAUUGUUAGCUGGUCGAUACGAUCGUCUUGAUCAAUGGAUUACAUUUUUAGAGGAAAAACAUCGAAAGGCAAUUUCUCGUGACACAUGGACCUUGUUUCUGGAUUUUGCCACUCAACCCAAUUUUGACAUUGAUACCCAUGAUGCUGAAGGUGCUUGGCCAAUUUUGAUUGAUGAAUUUGUAGAAUAUUUAAAGAAUACUAGUAGCAAUAAUAUUAGUAAUAGUAUUAGUAGUAAUAGUACUUGAUUUUCAUAUAUUGAAUAAAUUGUGCUGAUUGACAAUUCUUGAUGAUGCUGCUGCU